GUUAACCUGGAAACUGUGAUACAAUUUGUGCGAGAAUUAUUUUUUAUUUAUUUAAAUAAAUAACAAAUUUACAAUGAAGAAUGGACGAUAAUGCAAAAAGCGCAUCAUCCUAUCAAUCGGAUCAGGAUAUUCUAGACGCACGAGGAAUAAACAUGACUGUGGAAGAAGUCGCUGGGCUGCCGACCACGAAGUAUUCCGAACGAGUGCAGUCCCUGAACCUGUGCGAGGGGGAUUUGGUGUUCCUUAAAGGGCUGAGGAGGAGGAUAAAAAAUAGGUUAGCAUCACAAAACAGCCGUCGGCGCAGCGUGGAGCACUUGUCGCGGCUGACGCGCGAGUUGCGAGCGGUGCGAGCGUGCCGAGCGGACGCGCUGAGCGAGCGGCGCGCGCUGAGCGAGCGGAGGGACGCCGUGCGCGAACAGUGCUUAAGAUUGAGACGACAUGUAGCUAGGAUUUUAAAAGAACGCGAGGAUCCCACGCCAAUUCCGUCUAUCACAAUCGACACAACAGAAUCUCAGUGCGAUGAAGCGAGAGUGACAGAGACGAAACUACACCCACCGCCGGAGAGGGAGAGGGACAAAACAUUCGAGUGUCGCAUAGACAAACUAGUACAACAAAGCGUGAACCACAUAUACAGAAGUGAUAAAAAAACUGUGUACGCCAAAACUGUUUUCAUAACCAACGACAAGUUUUCUAGUGAUGUCAAGUCUAUGGUUUUGGACGGUGGGGAUUUGAAGGUGUUAGGCGGUGAGGGGGUUCUCAAUUUGUCGGUCAAAGAGGGUAGGAGGAAAAGUCACGGGAGGAAGCAGUCGGCGCCGAGAAGGAUCUUGUAUUACGACGCUAUAGAUGUUGAUGAUGGCGUCCUUGACUUGAAGGUCAAAAAGGGUCAGUGACGAAGGCAUAGUCUAAAAAUCAUUAUAUUGAGACCAAAUAUAGUUAUAUAUCUCAGUAGACAUAAGGACCAUCACAAGUAUGUAUGACCAAUUAUUUUAUUACGACAUACAAAAAUUUAAGGUGUACUUCAUAGACAUAAAUCUAGCUAGACCAUGCGACGGUAUUUUUGUUAUUUAAUUAUAAGACUAAUUACACAGAUUGAGUUAGCCUCGAAGUAAGUUCGAGACUUGUGUUACGAGAUACUGACUCAACCAUGCAAUAUUUUAUAAUAAAUAUGUAGAUAAACUCGGUCAAUCAGAAAAAGAAAUUUAUAAAUUUAAUUAAUUGAAAUUUAUUUAGUUGUAUGAAUUAACAAAUUUUUAUAACUUAUGAUCGUACAAUAUACAUAAAGUUGUAAGGAAAUGUUUAUAUAGUUACUUUGCGUGUGAAAGAGUUGUACAAUGAGCCACUGUUGAAAAAUUAAAUAAUUAUAAAAUGUAUUAUUCAAAAGAUGUAUUAAAUUAAUUAAUCCUGAUUUAUUGAGCAGUUUAUGAAAAAUUAACCACAAAAAGAAGUUGGCCACAAUUAGAGAGCUCUUGACAUUGCAGUAAGCAAAAAAAAAAUUUAACGUUUGGUUUAAUAAAAACAAGUGUAAGUUGUCGUAUGUAGCUUGAUAUAUGUCUAUGUUAUAUUUAGCGCGAUGAAAGUAAGUUACUUUUGUUACGCGAGGUUGAGCUCCAGUGUCUAAUAUAAUAACGCUCAAAUAUGUUUUCAAAAGUUUAACCUUUAAAAGCCGACCAAGGGUAAUAUAAACUUGGAAUGUACCAAUGACUGUUCCAAUAAAUAAUAUUACAUACAAAAACAUAUAGUCAUGUCUAUAUCUUGCGGAAUAGACGGAGCCAAUAGUGUUGAAAAGACUGAAAGGCCACGUUCAGCUGUUUGGCUUCAUGAUGCAAUUGAGAUUCAAACAGUGACAGGUUGCUAGCUUAAUUAAUUAAUCCAUCAACCAAUUAGAUGCGUAUUUUUUGUAGUUUUAUCAUCACUUGGUCUGUUUUAUGACCAAAAUCCAGUGGUCAUAAGCUGACCUAGGUCACAGAUAAAUUAAAUUAUAUACAUCCAACUACGGCAAGGGACUUUGCUCUCCGUGUAAAAUUUCAGAAAAAAAUCUAUCAGUAGGUAUAUAAAAUUUUAUCAAAAUCGGUUCAGUAGUGUUUGAGUUUAUCCGUUACAAACAUACAAAAAUACAAAUCUUUUCUCUUCAAUAUUGUUACUGUUCAUUUGCUUACUAUAAAAAAAUACCUGAAAUUUUUUUGUGUCGUAAUUAAAUGUUAUGUUAUAAGAAUCGUUUAAAGCUGUAUUCGCGUCAAUGUUCUGCCAUAGAUUGAGAGAGAGCGUCAGUCGACCAUACACACCCUGGUUGUACAACUUACCAAUGACUUAUAAAUAAAUCUAAAUUAUACAUAAAUACAUAUGGUCUAUAUCCCUUGCGGGGUAGACGAAACCAUCAGUCUUUUCAAGACUGUUCGUACAGCUAUUUGGCUUGAUGAUAGAAUUGAGUUUGUAAGCCUAUCCCUUAGUCGCCUUUUACGACAUCCAUGGGAAAGAAAUAGCGUGGUUCUAUUCUUUUUUGUAUUGGUGCCGGGAACCACACGGCUAAUUUAGUUUAUAUUACUAAUAUUCUAUCUCUCCACGCUGGUCUAGUGCGCAAUGAACUCCCGUGCACAUUGUAAGAGCCAAUUAAGGGAAAGGAUUAUAAAAUUGGGAUUCUUCAUUAAUGCGAUGGGCUAGCAACCUGUCAAUAUUUGAAACUCGUUUAUGUCAUUAAGUCGUACAGCUGAACAAGGCCGUCCAGUCUUCUCGAAAUUGUUGGCUCUGUCUAACCCGUAAGGUGUGAAGACUUGAUUAUAUGUAUACAUGUAUAUUCUCAGUUCUUAAGACUUCCCACUUUUGAUUUUUUUUUCACGAGAUGUUGGCUCUGUCUGCCCCGUAAGAGGCGAAGACGUGAUUAUAUGUAUGCAUGUAUGUAUAUUCUCAGUUCUUAGGACUUCCCACUUUUGAUUUGUGUUUCCUAUGACCUGAACCCCACUUCUGAAUUGUAGAAAUGUCCGCCUUAGAGAGCGUGUUUUAUCUCGUGGACCAACUGAUAUAAACUAUGUACAUAGUUGUACAUACAUACAUCCAUACAUAAAAUCACGCCUCUAUCCCGGAGGGGUAGGCAGAGACUAUAUUUUUCCACUUGCCUCGAUCUCUGCAUACUUCCUUCCCUUCAUUCACAUUCAUACUCUCUUCAUACAAGCUCGGCGGUUUCGGAUACUCCUGACCUGACCCUUUACCAGGACGUCCUUAAUUUGAUCAAGAUACGUUCGUCUAGGUCUUCUUUCGUUUUCCCUUCACACUCUCCUUGUAUAUCUGUACAUAGUUGUAUCAUUAGGAUUUUUUUAAUAAAUUAUUCCCGUACACAUAUUUGUCAUUUAUGUUUAAGAAGCCAGGAAUAUUUAAUUUGUGUGUGUGUGUAUGUGUCGCCUGCCGCUGUAGUAAUGUACUGUUACGAGUAUAUUUAAAUACCGUCUUAACAUAGCCUUAUGUUAGUUGUAGGUGCAAUAAAUUUUGCCUUUUAAAACCAAUCGACUGGCCACAUAAUUAUUGUAACUACUAUGUUGGUAGGAAUAAUAUGUAAUUAGAAAAAAUACCAAUACAUACAUAUAUAUACAUUAUUCCAAUACCAAUAUAUACAUUAUUCGUCUUCCUAAAAUAUCUAACCCAACCUUACUGUCCCAUUUCCGUCCUAUCUCUAUCCUACCACUGUUAUCUAUAAUCCUAGAACACCAUGUUCAGCGGCAAUUCUCUAGUCACUUAAUAAGGCAUAGAUUGCUGAGUCCUUUCCAAUCGGGUUUUAGAGCAGGCCAUAGUACAACCACAGCUCUCCUAAAAAUUACAGAAGACUUGCGUUUAAACAUUGAUAAUAAGAGCCUCACAGCCCUAGUUCUCCUAGACUUUUCUAAUGCUUUCAACUCAGUCGAUUUUGAUAUCCUGCUGGCUGUUCUGGGUUCUUUAAAAGUUUCUUCAUCUUGUCUUCUGUGGUUUCGCUCCUACCUUCAGGGUCGCCAUCAGAAAGUUUACGCCAACCAGAUUAGUUCUGACUGGUGUGGGCUCGCUGCUGGUGUUCCACAAGGAGGAGUUCUUUCUCCCAUACUUUUUUCUAUUUUUAUAGAUGGAAUAACGGCCCUAUUAUCCUCCUCUUUUCAUCUUUACGCUGAUGAUCUCCAAAUUUAUGCAGCUGCCCCACUUGAUGAAUUCCACAAUGCUGUCGGCGUUAUCAACGCAGAUCUAUUUUCAAUUGCGAAUUGGGCUCGGAAUUUUGGACUUACGAUAAACGCGAACAAAUCUCAGGCAAUUAUUAUCGGUAGCCCUCAUUUUAUUAGUAGAUUAAAUUUAUCCUUGGUACCCAACAUUUCACUCAAUGGUGAAAUAAUCCCUUUUACUAAUAAAGUUAAAAAUUUGGGUAUCAUAUUUGAUCAGACUUUAUCGUGGGCCCCUCAAAUCAAUGACGUAAGUCGAAAGAUUUUCUACUCACUACACGUCUUGAAACGACUUCAAAACUUCUUGCCUCUUAAAAGUAAAAUUAUGUUGGCUAGCUCACUCUUGCUACCUCAUCUUGAUUACGCUGAUAUAGUCUAUUUGGAUCCUUCUGAAGAACUUCUCAAUAAACUCGACCGUUUACAAAAUGUUUGUAUACGAUAUAUUUUCGGUCUCCGGAAAUACGAUCAUAUUUCGAAAUUUCGUGAUCAACUUAACUGGUUGCCUAUCAGUGCUCGCCGAAAUCUCCAUAUUCUUUCUCUGCUCUUUAAUGUUCUUUUCAAUCGAUCUUUCCCCUCGUAUCUUCACGAAAAAUUCUCUUUUCGCGAACCAGACAAUCGUCUAAGAUCCUACAAUAAACUUCUUCUAUGUGUUCCUUUACACUCGAUCGAACGUCAAGCAAUUUAUCUUAGUUUAUGUAUGUUUAUUUAUUAUAAGUUUAUACAUAUAUAUUAAGUGGAUAGGUAUAUGUCUAUAUAUGUAUUUCUGUUAGUAUAUUAUUAUAUUGUUGCUAAAAACACAGUAACUUGCCGCUUUUUACUGAAUUAUUUAGUUCCUUUAUUGUUUUGCCGGUUGACUGGAAGAGAUCCCUUUAUGGGAUAAGUCCGCCAUUGCUAGUGAUUUGUUUAUUUUAUAACUUUGUACUAUUUUCUUGUUACUGUGUAAAUUUCUAUGCAAUAAAGAUAUUACAAACAAACAAACAAACCAAUUUAAUGCAAAGAUGUAAUGAAUUAAAAAAAAAAGGUUUGUUUGAUGGUAAAGUUGGCAACACUGAUGCUCAGACUUCAGGCCGCCUAAGCGCAUUUGACAUGGCUUAUACCUAUUUCGGUAGGCAGACUUUUGUUCUUUUUGUUAAAUAUUUUUAUUUAAUUUAAAAAAAAAUAUUUAAUUUGUCGAUUUGUUUUAAACGGUAAAGAUCUAUAAUCACAUUUAGCUCCAACUAAUUUAAACUUACAAUUUAUAUUGUAUCAUGUUCAAAGGACCAAAUUGUUAUGUUGAAGAAAAAUAACAUAAAUGUAGAUAUAUACAUAUUUACUGCAAAAAAAAGAAUUGAAUAUAUUGUUUUUCAAGUACGACUAUGCAAUUAUAAGUUGAUAUUUCAAAUGGCUAAGUAGACUUUUUCUAACCCAACAUUUUUUUCUUAAAAGAAAACCUCAUAUGUACUGUCAGUCCUUAAUUUUUUUUAUUGGUUCUAAAAUAAUCGCGGUCCGCGUGACGUCACAUUCCGAGCAGAUUUCCGCUAUUGUUUUAUCCUACGACACAACUACUAAUUCAUUCAAGAAAUAAGAAGGAAACUAAAAUUAAAACACGGUUAAAUAUUAACCGUUUGUGAUUUGAAUAACGGAAUGACCUGCUUAAAAUUUGAUAACACGCUACGAAAAAUAUAUAUUUUUUAAGAAUGAAAACCUUCAUAAAUCAAUGAAAAUGAUUCGUGAUGAUGGAUGUUUAUAAAUAUGUAAAGAAAAUCACGUAUAGGCACUUUUCUUAUUUCAAAUUUUCCCGCGAAUAACAUACGUCAAUGUCACGUCACCGAGCCGCGUCAUAUGAUUUGUCUAUUUGAAGAAAAUACACUCAUAACCGACUCGAUAUUUUGCACUUUUAAAUAAUUUGGAAAAACAGAAACUGACACCGUAUUAUAAACAUUAAAUGUCGUUUCUUUCAUUUCAGAGAAACUCAAUUGUGUUUUAUUGACGGUGUUAUUGAAUAACCUUAUAAAUAUAGAUUUAAUUUCGGAAAAAAAUAUAUAGAAAAUGUAUAGGUAAGGAAAACUUAACUUAGCCAACCAAAAUAGCCAUAUAUUAGGCAAAGCCCAAAAAAUUCAUUUAUUAAAACAAGUGUUUUUGUUUUUUUAUACCUAUGUUUAAUCUGUGCGACUGGCACUCACGUCUUUUAUUUACGGGGUAAACAGUGCCUCGUGAAGACUAAAAUACCAUAGACUAAAGGAUUGCUUUUACGAUUGGUAUUAGAGAAUUAGUUUUAAACAUUAAAUGUUAUAUGUAUAAUAGUCUUCUAUAUCUCAAUUAUAGUUUUAUACAAACGUAUAUGUAAGGACAAAAUGUGUAAAUGAUUAUAAUGUUAUAAUGAUGUUGAGUUUUUAAUAAACGAUUUUAACAGGUUUUUGUUUCGUUUGUUAUUUU
Amyelois transitella is the source of this 6584-nucleotide messenger RNA. RefSeq lists its product as uncharacterized. Bases 81 to 890 code for a protein of 269 amino acids. Gene Ontology annotation, molecular function: DNA-binding transcription factor activity; DNA binding. The transcript has 5 exons. The record is from RefSeq and is a predicted model, not a curated record. NCBI's taxonomy places the organism in Eukaryota, Metazoa, Arthropoda, Insecta, Lepidoptera, Pyralidae. Gene Ontology annotation, biological process: regulation of DNA-templated transcription.